Messenger RNA from Exophiala viscosa, 2962 nucleotides. RefSeq lists its product as uncharacterized. NCBI's taxonomy places the organism in Eukaryota, Fungi, Ascomycota, Eurotiomycetes, Chaetothyriales, Herpotrichiellaceae. The transcript is spliced from 2 exons. The record is from RefSeq and is a predicted model, not a curated record. The coding region runs from base 141 to 2552 and encodes 803 amino acids.
CAGCUUGAAGAGGUGGCUUUUCGUGGAAGGCAUUGACUGACCUUGACCCUUUGGCGGAGAGGGUGAACUGAGUGGUUUGUUAAAAUGACUAUAAAAAAAGUGAAUACGGCAGGUAAGGAUAUAAUAGAAUAUAGGUAGGAAUGCAUAUGUGGUACCAGGGUACUCGUGGAAAAUUGAGCUCCACUUGUCACCGCCUCUUGAGCCCACCUCGCAAACUCGGUCUCUCCGUAAAUUACCAUUUCACGUAUGAGCACACCAGUCCGGCUGCAGGGUGCUGCGACCCGACCAAUACUCCAUGGGAAAACCUCCAUGAGGCCCUCGGGAUCGAGGGGUUGCGAGUGCCAUGCAUAGUUGAAGAGUCGCUCUUGCAACAUCUGGCUGAUCACCCGCACACCGACACUGAAGGUCCACCUCCAGGAAGUGCUGCCGACCUACAACACCGUUUCUUCUUCGGACUGCUGCAAAGUUUCCACAGCGCGCUUGGUAUAGAAUGGGAUGCCUCGUGGUUCAUUCAAAACCUGCCUGAUGGCGAGCAAACUGUCUCUACGAGAGCCUUGGUCGACCGAGCCAUUGCCGCCAUGCUCUCCACUUGCAUCCUGCCAAUCCUUCACGAUAGCGAACCUGACUUGAGCGGAGACGAGCUGCUAACGAACUUGAAACGCGGGCUUAAUGGUUCAAGUGAAUAUGUCUCGAUCGACUUUGACGAGAAGACACAAGAUACGAGGCUAGCAGUGACAGCACUGUUGUACGAGUCGGUCCGAGCAUUGAAUGCUGCCCUGAAGGCGUACCCUCCAUUUACACUUGAUCUAGACCCCGAGCAUUACAUUCACAGCACUACCUUCAGGGUUCUCCUAGCGAUUGGCAUCUUGUACGAGACCCUGAAGGAGAUCUACAUUUCGUUGUUCUUCUUGUUCGAGACUGAAGAAGGGCUGGUAUCAGAUGAUAUCGAAGAGGCGUCACUCAAUGCGGAGAUAUUAAUCUCCAUUCUACAGACUUCGACAGCGAAAAAGGGAUGGUGUUUGGCUCGCACCAGUGGUCUUGAAAAGUCCCUUUCAGCGUGGUACCUCCUGCACCUUCUGCCACAGCCGGAGAACAAUAUCCAUUCGCUUUGUCAACCGAAUCAAUGCACAGCUCGAUAUGUCGCACUGCCACCGACUUCUGUAAAUUAUCACACGAAUCACUGCGAGGGCACAUGCGAUGUUCUUUUCAUGCAUAAUGCGGUAGUGGUGGAAAUGCUAGAAGCAGGUGACUUUCCAGUCAUCCCAGCCAAAGCGUGUUCAGAGCUCUCCAUACCCGUCAGGCAAGCUUCUGGAGCGGAGAGAUGGAUAGCGAUCAGCCAUGUCUGGGCACAUGGACUCGGCAACCCGCAUGCCAACGCCAUUCUCCGGUGUAGGUAUGACUGGCUCAUAUCGCAAGCGCAGCGGACACCGAGCGGAGGCGGUUGCCCCGUCUGGUUAGACACACUCUGUGUUCCGGUAGACGAGCGGUACGUUGUACAACGCGGGAUGGCCAUUACCCAGAUGCGUCGAGUGUAUGAAGACGCGGCGUUUGUAUUGGUCUUGGACAAGAGGCUUAUGUCAAUCAGUGGCGCUCAUAUCGUCACAUGCCAGCUUGAGCUGUUGAUGAGUGAUUGGAUGCAGAGAAUCUGGACUCUGCAAGAAGGGGCCCCUCCUAUGCCGGAGAGGGUUUUGGUUGCAUUUCAAGAUCGUUUGCAUACGCUUGAAGAACUCACAAGCUGCCAGUAUCUUCACGAAUACACGCGCCUCAAUGUCGAAGCACGACUCGCUAUGGCUCUUUCGCGAGAAUUUCAAUUCUCGGACGUUGUCUAUCGUAAGUCAGCCGAGGACAAGCGAAGAGACGCCAACGAAAACCGUCUGAUGGCCCUUGUCCAGGCAAUGAGUCAUCGCAGCACCAGCCAGCUUCGUGACGAAGCCAUAGUUUUCGCCACCCUGUUGGGCUUGCCAUUCGGUUUGCGCUCACAGAUGCCAACCAUGGAAACAAUUUACAACUUUUUGACCAUGAUUCCUGGUGAAAUCAUCUUCAGACCUGGUCCGCGUUGCUCAAUGCCACAUCUGGGCAGUUUACCCUCGUCCUUCCUGGCCCAAAACCAGGAUCGCGGUAUCGAGUUUGCAGGGUCAACAGAAAGCAAAAGGACCAGAUGGGCCCAUCUGAACAAGGACGGCGUCGUCCUCAAACGACCGAGCCUGAAGUUGCAAGGGCCUCAACAUAUAACAGUCGGUACCCAGAUCAUGGUCUCGUACGAGGAUCACUCGUUAUGUGUAGUGCCAACUUCCUGGACUACUCACGAGCCUGGCUCUUGCCUUCCGGUGACUGAUAUUAUAAUGAGCCGGGCGGUCUAUUUGACCAUACCGCGGCUCAGGUAUCAGGACUUUGACGCUGUCCUGGUGCAUGUGAACAAAGACAACGAUGAACAGCUUGAAGCGACGUACAUUGGCACUGCGAUCAUGAAGCGAGUCACUGGCGCAAAAGCUACUGCGGCGACUGUUGUCCAGGCUGAAUUCAGGGACUUCGUACCCUGGUGCUUGACAUGAGGAAAAGGGGUCUCUCGAUCCGAAGCCGACCCGGAGUCGCAAACUCAACGUCGAUUUAGUUCGCCACAGCCACGCACCAAACCUGCCUUUACGCGCGUUCUUCCUUUUGCACUGACUGUGAGGCUUGCGGAAUUACAACAGCGAACAUCAACAUGAGGUCAAGGACUCGGUAGUUGCCUUGAGGUGCUUUCAGAGUUUGCGUGUUCGUAUCUUUGUUGACAUGGAUGUGAUUUUACGGAGGACUUGUCAUUGCUCAAGGGCCGUAGGGGCCCGUCAGACUAUAUACCUAUCCGGAGGUCGUACAUCGUGUACGACAUCCUCCUGAGUCAGUUGACGGUCUUCAACCGUCUUUACAUCCCUUGGCAUCUCUGAUGCGCUGAAUAAUCACAUGGAGAUCGGAGAAUUUAACA